Molecule: messenger RNA, 4921 nt
Organism: Amoebophrya sp. A120
Lineage: Eukaryota; Dinophyceae; Syndiniales; Amoebophryaceae
Source: the annotation of a GenBank genome assembly
CACCUCCUUCUGAGAGUUGAGGGAGAACGAAAAAUGUCGCCUAGAAGAAGAUCCAAAGUGAUGUAAGUACUUAUCAGAAUUUAUAUCAGACGCACUUUAUUAAUCUUACAAAAGAAACCGAAACCAUGUCGCAACUCGUGAAACUCGCCACGUGCAACUUGAACCAGUGGGCCCUGGAUUUCGACGGAAAUUUGCAGCGGAUCAAGGAUUCCAUUCUCCAAGCGAAAAGUCAAAACUGCAAGUUCCGCCUCGGGCCGGAGUUGGAAAUUCCCGGGUACGGGUGCGAAGACCAUUUUCUGGAACUGGACACGAUCAAGCACAGUUGGGACUGUCUCUGCGACUUGCUGCAGGAUGAUACGACGGACGGAAUUCUCUGCGACAUUGGCAUGCCGGUGCUGCAUCGGGACGUCAUUUACAACUGCCGAGUGUACGUGCUGAAUAGGAGGAUUCUAGGUAUAGAUACAAAGAUUCAGACUUAAAAAACAAUUGAUUCGUACAUGUCAUUGUUGCUCUGCAAGACCGAGUUGUUUUGUCAUGCUGAUUGCGCAGAGUAUCGAAAAAAGAAAAACCACUCCUAUACCAGGUAUCCGUCCCAAGAUGUACCUGGCGAACGAUGGGAAUUACCGCGAAACCAGGUGGUUUACUGAAUGGUACAACGCGGAGAAUACCACGGAGCUUGAGACCUACUAUCUCUCCAACACCGUUCUGAAGAGACUUCCCAAGGACCACGUAAAGCAAAUCCCGAUCGGGAUCUUCGUCCUCCGGUGUCACAACUGCGUGAUCGGCGCGGAGACGUGUGAAGAGCUCUUCACCCCCGAUUCUCCACAUAUUACGAUGGGUUUGGACGGAGUACACAUCAUCACGAACGGGUCGGGGUCGCACCACCAAUUGAGGAAGCUGAAGUAUGGCGUUCUCAAACGUUACUUACGCUCUCAACUGUCACAUGAAUUUGUAAUGCAAGAAUGGCAAGAAAAGUAAAAAGGGGGUGGGGCUGCUGCUGCACCUAUAGCAUUACAAAUUCCGCACAGAUCUAGGUGCCAUUCAGCCCUUCACAGAUUUGUCAUGCGAAGCAGCUUGAUCGUGUGGAUGAUGGUGGUAGUUUUGCAUGACAAACUCAUGCAACAGUUAAGAAUGUAACGUUUGAGAACCUCAUAUGAAGCAACGGGUGGAUUUGAUCCAGUCCGCCACGGCAAAGUCUGGCGGGAUCUACUUGUAUGAACUGCAAAUAUGUCUGGGACUGGAAGAAUGCAAGUUUGUAAUGCUUGUCUGGCAUGACUCUUAAAUCUGUCAUGUACGUUACGCAAGAGCCCCAUACCAUUGUUCUGUCAUGCAGAAACGCAGUCCGUGAUGCAGAAUAGAAGGUCAGAGACUUGUCAUGCUGAGCCAGCACUUGUGCCCUCCUCCUGAUACGCCCCUCAGCAUCACAAGUUUCCGGCAUCAUAUUUGCACUUCAUAACUUGUACGCAAACCAGCUCGGUUGCGACGGCGGCCGGUUAUUCUUUGACGGGUGCUGCAUGAUACGCAUUGCAAAAGCAUCGCACUAGUAUGCCUUGCAUUACAAAUUUAUUUAUCUGAAGCGAAAUUAUGAAGAUUGUCAUGCUGAUCACGACACUUGGGAGAGUGAUUUGUCAUGCAAUAAUGCAGUGAGUACGAGAGCGAUGCGUCUGCACUGGAUACAUGAUUUGGGAAAACGGGCAUUUAAUCGCGCAGGGGUCGCAGUUUGACAUGUGCGAGGUGGAGGUGAAAACGGGUAUCCUGUGUAAAAACGUCCCCGCCCCAGAGUUGUAAUGCAAAUCCGCAAGCCUAAAAUGUCUCUCAUGCGCAGCCCCAUGACACCCAUUUUCUAAUUCUAUCUGGGAGUUUGUGAUGCUGGAAUCAUGAUAAGGAAGUCAAUUUGUCAUGCUAAUGCGCUAGCUAAAAAGGAUUACACUACGAGCCCAAAGAACUUGUCGUGCUCGGCAGCCAAAACUUGGAGAUUUGUGUUGCAGAUUUGCCAACUUGACUAGGGGGUCGGGACGUUUUUGCUCAGGAUAACGGGGGUGGUGGAUUUAAACGCCGUCCGGUCGUUCCGGACCAGUUUUAAGUCCCGGUCCGUCCAGGCGAGCCACAACAAGACGAAAUACCAGCGGAUAGACGUGGACUUUUCCCUAGUGGAUGAAAAAUUGGCGCUAAACCUCGAGAAGUCACCGUACUUGAAGGAAGUCUUUCUGCACACACCGAUGGAAGAAAUUGCGUACGGGCCGUCAGUAUGAACUGCAAAAGUAGCGUUGUCGUAUAAAUGCAUGAUUACAAAUUCCCUCAGCAUGAGAAAUAUAAUUUGUAAUGCGGAUUUACCUUAGCAAAAGGAUUUGUUGUAAUUCAUGACUGCAAUACGAGUGCGACACUUUUGCACAGGAUAGUCGGCCUGGCUUUGGGACUACUUGAGACGGUCGAAUCAAAGAGGGUAUUUUCUCCCUCUGUCCGGCGGCAUGGACAGCAGCUCCACGGCGUUGUUGGUGGGAAUUAUCCAAGAAAAAAACGUUGUUAGUGUAAAUUUGUGAUGCGCAGCAUGCAACUUGAUUGCAUCUGUCAUGCUGUGCCUGCAUUGUGGGGCCCAUCCAAGGGCGUUUUCGCGUACUAUCUGCGCAUGACAGGUUUUUACUGUCAUGCGAGAGAUAUUUGUGAUGCUAAUCCUCCAAGAAAGUUACACCUACAAUCUUUUUUUCUUGGAUAGGAAUCAUGUGCCAACGACUGUUCACCGGGAUAGUGGAAACUACAGAUGUUCUUGCGAAUAAGUCUUCACAAUUAGGAGGAACAAGAGCUGCACCAGACGGGACGACGGUGAUGUUGAAACAAACCCCAACCGCGAAUCUCCUGCUAAAAGAACUCCGGCGGAUCAUCAAGCAACCGGAUUUCGUCCCAAAAUCCGGCCAAGACAUCUGCUCCCAAUUGUUUUUCACCUGCUACAUGGCCAGUCAAUAUUCCGGGAACGAGACGCGGCGAAGAGCAAGGGAGGUUUCCGCGUUGAUCGGCGGAAACCACACGUCGAUCUUUAUCGACAAAGUCACGGACGCGGUGAAACAGGUUUUUUCCGAGAUGAAGCUGGAAGCGGAUAGCGCGAAGAGUAUGAAGAUGAAAACGCCGAACAUGGGCGCUUCCGCUGUCGAAAACCUCGCGCUACAGAAUAUUCAGGCCCGGAGCCGGAUGGUGAUGGGGUAUUUUUUGGCGCAGCUUUUGCCCUGGCAGUACCAGGAUGAAAAGGACAGCGCGAAAGGAGUUUGGCCGGGGCAGUUGCUGGUGCUAGGGUCGUAUGAAUGGUAAAAGUAUCGUACUAGUAUAGCGAUUUUUGCAUAUACAAUUACAAAGCAGCUCAGCAUGACAAAUGAAGUCUUUCAUGCUGGUUUACCUUGGGAAGGAGAUUUGUCAUGCAUAUUUGCGAUUAGUAGGUACGAGUGUGAUACUUGUUUUGCAAUGCAUACCAUAGCGAAUGUGGAUGAGGCGUUGCGCGGGUACUACACGAAGUACGACUGUUCAGCCGCAGAUAUCAACCCGAUCGGGGGGAUAAAAAAGGUGGAUUUGAAACAAUUCCUACUGUGGGGGCACGAGACAAUCGGGAAGAAAAAGUAUGUUUAUUGUUGCUUGUUUUUGCAUGACAGAAUUCCGUUCUAGUGGUGUUUUGUGCAAGACAAAUUUGCCAUCUUCCUCCAAACACAAACACCCUCAAACUCAAAUCAUCAGCAACUCCACCGUCCUGUACGAUACCGCCACGGCCGAACCCUCCGCCGAGCUCACCGGCGCCGAGGGCGAUCAGAAGGACGAGGUGGAUAUGGGCAUGAGCUAUGCGGAACUUGGCGAACUAGGGUUCGCGCGGAAGUGCGAAAGAGCCGGCCCUUAUUCCACCUUCGAGAAACUUUUGCAAAUCUGGAACGAAUAUCAAAUGCAAAUAUGCCUGGGUCUGGAAGGAUCCGAACUUGUGAUGCGUGUUUCGGAUCCUACAAAGGUCUGUGAUGCAUAACGUGCAAAAGGUGCCCUGCCCCUGCCCACUUCUGGCCAUGCUGAGAGGGCAUUUCUCAUGCAGAAUACGCAUCACCACGGGGCUGCAGAACCUGUGAUGCUAGGCCCUGCAUUCCAGGCGUAGGGGAGCUUGGAAAAACUGCAUGACAAAUCUCGGAGUCUCCCAGGCCCAGACAUUUUUGCAUUUGAUAACGAACAGCAGAACACCGAGACGGGCGAGUCACAGAGGAAAAGGUUAACUGUUAGUAGGAGAAAUCCGAAGGUUUCGAAAUCCUCCGCGAUCGGUGCGGGGUUGGAGAAGGAGCUGGCAAAAAUCCCGGUUUCCGACUACGCAAAGGAGGUGGGGCAGAAGGUGAAGGACUUUUAUUUCUACAACGCGAUCAACCGGCACAAGAUGACGACGUUGACUCCAGCUUACCACGCGGAGAACUACUCGCCGGAGGAUAACAGGUUCGAUUUGCGGCCGUUUUUGUACCCGGCGAGUUUUACCCGGCAAUUUAAAGCGAUUGAUGACGCUUGUGAGAAACUACUGUGGGUGGAGCAGAAGGGUGGUGGUCGUGGUACAGCGACGGGCGGAGGGGGUACGGCCUUUUCGCCGGGGGAGAGGGUCGGUUGAGAAGGAUUAGAAGGAGUUUAUACAUAAAGUCUCAUUCUGAUUCUUUUCACAUUUUUCACUCCAGUUCUUUUAGAAUCAGCACUACGACAGCACGUCGAGCGCGAGCUCUUCACAAGAACGCGUGAUUCUCGUAGGAGGUAGGAAAGAGCCUGAACGUAAACCCAAUCACUUUCGUCCUGCUGAAUUCAGCGUGUAGGCUUUUAUUUUAUCUCAUCGAAGCAAAUUCGAAAUCGAAUAGAUCUGCGUCAAUCCUUGACCACUUUCUUGAAUGUUCCACGUAAGAACUCAGUAGACUUUCAGAGUCACACAAAU